ACCUACCUAAAAUUCUCGCCAAGUUUUGGGCAGGUGAUACGUACCCCAGAACCCCAUGCCAAGGGGUUAUUCACAUCCACAUUCUUCCAGAAAUCCAAUCAUUGACGAUCCACUUUGCACUGACUCGUUCCCCCCGUUACUCGCCUACCUCGCCUUGUUACGGUUCAGGUUCUGAGGCCAGCAGAAAUAGAGAAGAAAGAUACUGGAGAAACCCCAGAUGAUGAAGGAUUAAAGCAACGCCACUGACAUCGGCCCUUUAUCGUCAAACCUCGUUAGAGACUAAUACAUACUGUACGCAACAUGGACCUCUCCACGCUCUGUUGAUAGUCUACAAUGGCCAUGCCCAUCACUAGUGAGUCUUGGGUGCUGUAAGUGUGAGGUGAUCUGCAGCUGGCACAACGGCUGUCUCUCCCUGUCUCUCUCUGAAGAGACACGGGCUUGGCUUGAGUCGACUUCCCCAUGACGACUGCCAAGUUUAGUAAAUGAUGCCCACCCCCAUCUCGUCUUCUCUAUCAUCAUCAUCCAUGGACCAUCGCGGAACGGAAAGACAUGCCCUGUCGGGACCCCCGACUGCUGCUCUUUUCCCCUACCUAAUCUAAUGGUAUUAUGGGGCAGGGCCGUUUUGUUUUUCUUCUUUUAUAUACCCCAGGUCUUGGUCUUGGUAUCUGAAGAAUAAAAGACCUCAUCUUCCUCCCUUUUUCUAUGACUCUCGAUAAUACAUCUUUAUUCUAGCUUUAUUGUAUUUCCUUUUCUUAUUACACCUGCGACACAGUCGUACACCAUUGUAACCAUGCUUGGUCAUAAGUCUAUCAAGGUCAAUGGCGCCGACUGCGGUAUAGAAGCCAUCCUGCUGGGCGUCAUCACGUCCAUAGGGGGAUUCCUUUUCGGUUACGACACUGGGCAGAUUAGUUCUAUGCUCCUCUUCAAAGACUUUAUCAUCCGCUUCGCAACCGGCUACGACGAGGAAAAAGACGAAAAGGCUUUUGUGCCUAUUAUUCAGUCGACCAUGGUCAGUCUCAUGAGUAUUGGAAGUUUGAUUGGUGCACUAUCUGGUGCCUACACUUCUGAUUGGUGGGGACGUCGCAAGAGCAUGACCUUCGGAGUCGCCUUGUUCAUCAUUGGUAAUGUCAUCCAGAUAACGGCGAUGAAUUCGUGGGUUCAUAUGAUGAUGGGUCGAUUCGUUGCUGGUCUUGGUGUUGGUAACCUCUCCGUUGGUGUGCCCAUGUUCCAGUCAGAAUGCGCCCCUCGCGAAAUCCGCGGUGCUGUCGUCGCCUCCUACCAACUCAUGAUCACAAUCGGUAUCCUGGUUUCCAACAUAGUUUGUCUCGGUCUCAAGAAAAUCGACCACAGCGACGCAUCCUGGAGAAUCGUAAUUGGCCUCGGAAUUGGCUUCUCUCUACCUCUCGGGCUAGGUAUCCUGGUUGUCCCUGAGUCUCCUCGAUGGCUCGCUUCCAAGGGCGACUGGGAGGGUGCCCAGGUGGCACUCGCACGUCUUCGCGGUCAGAAGAACACGCCUGAACACUCUCUCGUCCAGGACGAUCUGAGAGAAAUGCGAGGCAUCCUUGAGAAGGAGAGGCAAGUCGGCCAGGGCGGUUGGCUCGAGUGCUUCAACCCCUGGAGCUCAGUUCCCAAGCUUCUCUGGCGCACUAUGCUCGGCUUUUUCAUCCACUUCCUUCAACAGUGGACCGGUGUCAACUACUUCUUCUACUAUGGAGCCACCAUCUUCAAUGCUGCUGGAAUUGAGGACCCUAUCCAGACCCAGCUCAUCCUGGGUGCUGUCAACGUUGCCACUACUUUCGCCGGUCUCUGGUUCGUCGAGAGAUUCGGACGUCGUUGGCCUCUGUUCAUCGGUGCUAUCUGGCAAGCUGCUUGGCUGUGCGUCUUUGCCUCGAUCGGCACAGCCAUCAACCCCGUCGGCAACAGCACAGUCGGUAUCGUUCUCAUUGUCUGCGCGUGCAUGUUUAUCGCGUCUUUCGCCAGUACCUGGGGUCCCAUGGCUUGGGUCGUCAUAGGAGAGACCUUUCCUCUCCGUACUCGUGCGAAGCAAGCCUCUAUCGCUACCGCCGGUAACUGGCUUGGCAACUUCAUGAUUGCUUUCCUGUCUCCUAUCGCAGCCGAUGCCAUCAGCUAUGCCUUCGGUUUCGUCCUCGUCGCAGCCAACGUGGCCGCCGCUCUUCUCGUUUGGUUCUUCCUCUUCGAAUCUCGAAAGCUUACCCUGGAGAAUGUCGACCUCAUGUAUGGUCAGGAGGGUCUCAAGCCUUGGAACAGUCACAAGUGGGUUCCACCAGGAUACAUCACUCGUGACCAGAGAGACGAGUCCGCCUUCCACGGGAACGACAAGGGUAGGAAUAGCGAGUCUCACUCUGGAGAGGAUUCUCGUGUUGAGCAAAUCGAUGUUUAGAGAAGGGUUGCAUGGGACAUAUUUGUGUAAGCACUGGAUGCAUACGCGGCGUUCAUUAUGGUUUUGUCACUGUAUAGGUGUCAUACGGAGUUGGCUAGUCUGGCUUAAGACAUGCGAUCAAUUAUCAUUAUUUGGUUUUAUCUAAACUCUUUUGCAAAAUGUGAUGGGUAUCAUGAAUACCACCCAACGCCUGACACCCUUAUAACUUGGUAAAUGCAUUCCUCCUCCGUCCCCUUCAUCAACAUAUAUUCCCUCAGGACCAGAUCCCUCAUUGCCUUUUAUAUGCCCUUCAAAUGACCUGCUUACAUUCAAAAAUCAUGUUCUACAUCAACAUUGUUUCUCCACUCAGAUGUUUUCUUCCACUCUUUCAUAAUCUCGGUACUAUUGACAACUGGCCCUGACCACGUUAUCUUUGCUAUGGAUUUCACUAUAUUGUACCGAAACAUGAUCUGCGGAUCUGCCCUACUUCUGAUUUCGAGUGUUUGAAGUUUUGGCAUCUUGCGUGCUGCUCUCGCUGCACAGCAGAGCAAUUCCUCUAUCUUUCUUCGCCUUUGCGUUUCGAAUAAAUCUGUCGAUAAGGUCAG
Fusarium verticillioides 7600 is the source of this 2985-nucleotide messenger RNA. RefSeq lists its product as hypothetical. The coding region runs from base 791 to 2401 and encodes 536 amino acids. The transcript has 4 exons. Lineage: Eukaryota; Fungi; Ascomycota; Sordariomycetes; Hypocreales; Nectriaceae. The record is from RefSeq and is a predicted model, not a curated record. Gene Ontology annotation, biological process: transmembrane transport; carbohydrate transport. Gene Ontology annotation, molecular function: carbohydrate:proton symporter activity. Gene Ontology annotation, cellular component: membrane.